CGCGUGCGCCACAAUAAGUACCACUUUCGUUAUUAUAGCUUUAAGAGAAAUACAGUGAAUUAUAAUAAAUGUUAAGUUUAAUUAAGAAUAAAUAAGUCACAGCUAAGUUCAGAACCCUGGGCGGCAACGCCAACCGAUAGUUCAUCAAGACAUGUUAAAUACUAGAAAAGCGAAGGAGCUAAAAUACCAGAAGUAGGAAAAUACUAGAAAUCCCGAAUAGAGGAAAAGGCCGAAAAAUGAGGGAGGGUCACGCGGCGAUCGUGGCGGCUCUCUUCUCUCGGGAUCGCGGAACGGAAAAGACGUGUGUUUCGGACACGGCUUAACGAGGUUUAAAAAGUCACGCGUGCUCCUCAAAAUAGCCGAGCGGAGGCGAUCAAGUGCUGGAGAGUGACCACGCGGGUGACACGCGGCACACAUGUAUGUACAUAAGCAAGUCAGCUAAGAUGGACGAGGUAAUCGUGGUAUCCGACGACUCCGGCGACACCGAGGCCUUCCACCCGGGGGCAAACUAUGAGGACGGCCGUGAAGAAGAAGAGGAAGAGGAGUCCCCCACCUCCGAAGGUGAAGCCGAGGGCGGCUCAAUGGGAGUAGACGGCGACGAUUCCCAGGAUCCCGGCGACCCACAUUUUGCUGGACUUCGCGGAGGUCUGUGGAGUCCCCGACCCGGGCAGUCGCGUCGAGGCUUCCAGCCGACGUCGCCCCAACCGGCCUCGUACCGCCUCGACGACGACGAGGACAGCGCCAGCGACCACGAGGCUGACCGAUUCAGUCGACCCCCACGCUCCGGCUACAGCUCACCGUACGGCCAUCCCCAAGGACGACGACCCGGGGAGCCGUACUACGCCGAGUCGCGACAAUCAGAAUCGGAGGAGGACUGCCCGUGGACCAGACGCGAUCCCCGGGCGGGCCAUCCGAGGUACUCUCGGCCCGGACAACCACAGUUUCCGGACGUAGAACACUUCUACCACCAUUCGACCGAGGAUCAGGUGUGCAGGUACGCCGGACACGUGUCGCUCAUGCGCAUCGACGUCCGAUCGGUACUUAUAAAGGUACCUGGACUACCUGCGCAAGGGCCAUAUGCAGAUGAACCUCCAUCCCCACCCCCAUGCCCGGCACUUGAAGCCGGCGAAGGAGGUAACCUCGAGGCCGAUCGUUCGCCGUACGACGUAACAGCCCAACUAGAGGGGGAAACUGCUAAGGGAUCCGAAGGUCUAACAACUCCUCCCCGGCGAGUUUUGACGACCCCAGCCACGCUCUCUCAAGGGGUCCAGACGUCCCCAAUAAGAGAGGACCAUCGGCAGGAGGUGUCCGACCAGGGAACCCAGACCUCGCCGCCCAACCGGCAGGACCUACGUCGCUUGACUCAGACGCCCGAGAUGCAGGUGCCUUACGACGAGGGGCCUAUCAGUUCGAGACACGACGUCGAAAUCUCAACACCGAUCCUUCCGUGUUCCGAGUAUCUGGCCGGCUUCGAGUUGGUCACGGACACCGAGGACGAUGAUGAAGAAAGGCCCCUGUUUCGCCGUUCCUUUGUGGCGUCACCUCAGCAGGACCAGACGGCCGAGGCCAUACCCUCCGGAGCCUACAUCGAACGUUCUCGCCCGGAGAGCGGGAGGAACCUUUGGUCCACGACACGAGAGGAUGGGAACCCCCAACGAGCCCCCAAUUGCGCCCACCCUGGCGAACCACUUACUGAAUGGGAGAAUCAGGUGCUCGAGCAAGUCCUCACGGAUCUGUCGGGAGUUAGGUUCCCCGAACCUACCAUUGACGCGGUUCUCAGACGCGCGCAACCAGCGACCGAAACGAACGCGUCACCCACUUCCACGGCGGAGGUAGAUCGGUCGGCACACACGGAGGACGACCUAUGCCCACUACCAGAAGGUUGGAUCGGGGGCAACAAUUUACGCUUCCUACCCCGACGCGUCAUAAGCCAAAUAGAGUCGAAGGUGGCUACCCGUAUCGGUCGCGGACGUCGAGUGCGAAUAGCCGUCGGAGCGGGCGCCUAUAAGUUCAUCGUCACCAUCAAGGACGACGGGCGCCUCUACAUUGCGCCGCGGGAAGAAAGGGGGGGGUGUGACGAACCCGCCUAGAAGGCGCGUGCGCCACAAUAAGUACCACUUUCGUUAUUAUAGCUUUAAGAGAAAUACAGUGAAUUAUAAUAAAUGUUAAGUUUAAUUAAGAAUAAAUAAGUCACAGCUAAGUUCAGAACCCUGGGCGGCAACGCCAACCGAUAGUUCAUCAAGACAUGUUAAAUACUAGAAAAGCGAAGGAGCUAAAAUACCAGAAGUAGGAAAAUACUAGAAAUCCCGAAUAGAGGAAAAGGCCGAAAAAUGAGGGAGGGUCACGCGGCGAUCGUGGCGGCUCUCUUCUCUCGGGAUCGCGGAACGGAAAAGACGUGUGUUUCGGACACGGCUUAACGAGGUUUAAAAAGUCACGCGUGCUCCUCAAAAUAGCCGAGCGGAGGCGAUCAAGUGCUGGAGAGUGACCACGCGGGUGACACGCGGCACACAUGUAUGUACAUAAGCAAGUCAGCUAAGGUUAGUACGGUCAGUUCCUCAUGUGCUGAAGACGGUGUAGCGGACCCGAGUGAGGACAAAAGGAAUGAAUAAACGGUGAAGAAUAUCUAAUUGCAUCACUCGAGCGUGUGUUUCCUUUUCGUAGUUAGGUACCAAAGCUAACCUUACUUUACCCCGCCCACACCGCUGCUAGGGACCUGGAUGUGGACCCCCUUCCCGUCCGGUCUAGUAGUUUCCUGCCUCUCCCGUAGUUUUGGGAUGCGUGCGUGGACACCCUUCCCGCCGUAUCCACAAUCCUAGUUUUCCCGCCGCCUCUGUAGGUUUUGGGGAUUCGCGCGUGGACACCCUUCCCGCCGUAUCCACAAGCCUAGUUUUCCUGCCUCUCCCGUAGUUUUGGGGAUUCGCGCGUGGACACCCUUCCCGCCGUAUCCACAAGCCUA
Molecule: messenger RNA, 2956 nt
Organism: Drosophila subpulchrella
Lineage: Eukaryota; Metazoa; Arthropoda; Insecta; Diptera; Drosophilidae
Exons: 2
Coding region: 420-2090 (556 amino acids)
Source: RefSeq, a predicted model, not a curated record